Molecule: messenger RNA, 900 nt
Organism: Penicillium pulvis
Lineage: Eukaryota; Fungi; Ascomycota; Eurotiomycetes; Eurotiales; Aspergillaceae
Product: glycoside hydrolase family 75 protein
Exons: 5
Coding region: 1-900 (299 amino acids)
Molecular function (GO): chitosanase activity
Source: RefSeq, a predicted model, not a curated record
AUGGCAUUCUUACUCCCAGUCUUAGUUGCAUCUUUGGCUUUGGUCAAUCCGACGGUCGCUCAGACUGUAGAUGGCUCAAAAUAUAAUAACCCAACUGCCGGGCCUCCUUCGAGCUACUUUGCUGCUGCCACGUCUAUCCCCGUUGCUGCCCUGAAGAGUGCUGCUGCUAAGGCUAGCACUGCUGCGAAGGAUGCAACAUAUCCUAUCAACAAUAGCGGUGGUGCUGCUAAGGUCACUAUUCACAGUGAUUGGUCCAAGUUCAGCGAGGGUGCUGCCUUUGUUUGGGUUGCCGAUAUGGAUAUUGAUUGCGAUGGUAUCGAUUACAAGUGUAAAGGAAAUCAAGACGGACAGUCUGAGACCAAUUUUGGUGCUUUGGCCGCGUAUGAGGUCCCGUGGAUUGUGAUACCCGACAAGUUUGGCACAACUUAUCAGAGUGUCCUUCCCGGAAACAAUAUCGGUGCAGUUAUCUGUGAUGGGAAAAUGUUCUACGGUAUUUAUGGUGAUUCCGAUGGCGAUGAUCCUGAGGUCAUUGGAGAGGCUUCGUGGCUCAUGGCCCGGACCUGCUUCCCGAAUGAUGAUUUAAAUGGAAACGCUGGUCAUGGUAGCGUCGAUGUGACAUACAUUUUAUUCACGGGUAAAGACUCCGUCCUCCCAAGUAGCGCCCUCAACAAGAACUAUAUCACCAACUUCAGCACUCUGCGGUCUAUGGGCGACAAUCUGAUGAGUUCCCUUGCAAGGGACCUCGGCUUGUCUGGUGGCUCUGAAACAUCGACUACUACUGGCUCUGCCCCGACCACUACAUGCUCUUGGUCUGGCCAUUGCUUAGGUGCCUCUUGCUCUACCGAAAACGAUUGCUCUGAUGAUCUUGUUUGCACGAGCGGGAAGUGUGCUAACUCUUAA